UGUCCACAUCUUUUAUUACAUACACACCCCAAACUCAAACCCCUUUCGAUGAGAACCUUGUGGCCCAACCUCGACGGGGAUGACGGCCUCGAGACAGUCCUGGAGGUCCCCGUCCCCGACGAGAUGUUCGCAGCCGCCUCCAACUCCAGCAAACCGUGGCGGGCUGUCAAGUCCUGGCUCAAGAGCGGCCGCGCCCCCCGCCCUUCCCCGGACUACGAGGCGCGCGCCUUGGAGAUUCAGUCCUUGCUCAGCGUCGUUGGAGCCCCGUUGCUACCCCUCCCGAUCUCCUCUGAUCACGACAUCAAAUCCCACUCCAUCGAAAAAUCGAUGGCUUCAUACAUAGUCCAACAGUAUGUAGCGGCUUGUGGCGGCGCACAUGCCCUCGACUCGAUCGAAAACAUGUGUGCGGUCGGGAAGGUGAAGAUGGCGGCUGAUGGUAGAAAGAUGAAUAAAGGCGCGGGGGAAUUCGGCGGAUUCGUGCUGUGGCACCAGAGCCCCGCGCUGUGGAGUCUGGAGCUCAUGCUUUCCGCUUUCAAAUUAAGCGCCGGCUGCGAUGGAAAGGUCGCGUGGCGCCACACUCCGUGGCGCGCCUCCCGUGCUCCCCCACGCCCUCUGCGCCGCUCCUUGCAAGGGCUCGAUCCAAAGGGAACAUCAGACUUAUUCUCCAACUCCAUCUGCAUCGGCGAGAAAAAAAUCAACGGCGAGGAUUGCUUCGUGCUAAAGCUUGAAACAGAGGCCACAAGAAGCAGCAACAACGCAGAAAUAAUCAAACACACAAUUUGGGGGUAUUUUAGCCAGAAAAGUGGGCUAUUAAUCCAACUACAAGACUCUCACUCAGUGAGAAUGAAAGAAAUCCACUGGGAGACCAAAACAGAGUCGUUGAUCCAAGACUACAGAGCAAUCAAUGGCGUCAACAUUGCUCACGGGGGCCGGACAACGGUGUGGCUGUCGAGUUUUGAUGACAAUAUCCCCGAGAGCCACAGCAGAAGCAGAAUGGAGGAGAUUUGGAGCGUUGAGGAGAUCGACUUCAACGUCAAGGGGCUGUCGAGGGAUUGCUUCCUGCCUCCCGCGGAAUUGGGUGAUUGCGAUGGUGGCGACGAUGAGGAUCGGCUGAGGUGUAAGGCUUUGGAUAAGUAUAGCAGAAGUUGUGCUUCGAGAAGUGGGAGGAGGAAGAAGGUGGUUGCAAUUGAUGAACACUAUGAUUUAGAUGAUCACCGUAGAUGACUCGAUCCCUGUCUUACUUAUUGAGGAUAAGUUCACUAACUCGCAAAUGACAAUUGGAUCGUAGAAUUAUGCUUUUUUGGCAUUGAUUUUAGAUUGUGGUCCGUGAAUAGUUAGUUUGUACUCCCUCCGUCCAAAAAAAUAGAUCACUUUGUGUAUGA
Messenger RNA from Salvia hispanica, 1382 nucleotides. RefSeq lists its product as uncharacterized. The record is from RefSeq and is a predicted model, not a curated record. Lineage: Eukaryota; Viridiplantae; Streptophyta; Magnoliopsida; Lamiales; Lamiaceae.